Molecule: messenger RNA, 561 nt
Organism: Euleptes europaea (tarantolino)
Lineage: Eukaryota; Metazoa; Chordata; Lepidosauria; Squamata; Sphaerodactylidae
Product: peptidoglycan recognition protein 3-like
Exons: 4
Coding region: 1-561 (186 amino acids)
Biological process (GO): peptidoglycan catabolic process
Molecular function (GO): zinc ion binding; N-acetylmuramoyl-L-alanine amidase activity
Source: RefSeq, a predicted model, not a curated record
AUGGUCAAGGUGGAAAUCGUGCUCUUUGUCCUUUGUGCUCUGUCACAAGCCACUGGGUGUUUCCAGCUCAUCACCCCAUCCAGAUGGGGGGCCAGGCCUGCCAACUGUUCAUCCCCUAUGAAGGAUGUCCUGCCUGAAAACGUUGUCAUCAUCCACACGGCUGGCACUCCCUGUUACACAAAAGAAGAGUGCAGCAGGGAAACAAGAAAUGUUCAAGAUUACCACCAGAGGGUCAAAAACUGGUGUGACAUUGCCUACAGCUUCCUGAUUGGUGAGGAUGGGAAUGUCUAUGAAGGGCGGGGAUGGCGUGCAGAAGGAGCUCACACCCUUGGCUACAAUGACUUGUCCCUGGGAAUCGCUUUCAUUGGCCUCUUCACAGAGAGGCCUCCCAAUGAAGCAGCGUGGAAAGCCCUGAAGUGCUUGCUCGACUUCUCUGUGAGGGUAGGCUACCUGCACCCAGACUACCUUCUGAUGGCUCACAGCGAUGUCAGCGACCUCGUAUCUCCUGGGGAUCCCGUCCGUCAAGUUAUUUCGAAGUGGCCCCAUUAUAAGCACCAAUGA